AUGCCUCGAAAAAUGAUGAAACAAGGACAGCCAAAAGGAGCCGGAUUGAUAGUUAUUGGACUGCCUACAGCAAAGAAAAGGAAAACAGAAAGCAACAAGUUGGAAUCGUUUUCAAAGCUGAAACAGGAAGAAAAAGAUAGGCUUCUUUUGGAAUGUUUUGUCACCCCUUUAGUUGUAAAACAUGCGCUUAGUGGUGUAAAUAUUAAGAAGCAUAAAAUCCAAGUAAAUCCAGACUUGGCAAGAGAUGAAUGUGUGGUUGACGGUAAUCGAAUUGAUAAGUAUUUUUCUGAUGAAGGAUGGUUGUUUUUGAAACCCUCAUUAAAAAGAGAAAAAUCUCCUGGAUCUGUCCGGGUUGUACGAAAGCAAUAA
This is a messenger RNA of Paramuricea clavata, 369 nucleotides long. NCBI's taxonomy places the organism in Eukaryota, Metazoa, Cnidaria, Anthozoa, Malacalcyonacea, Plexauridae. The record is from the annotation of a GenBank genome assembly.